ACUGACACUUCAUUUGCAGAUUACCGCUUACAUUUUAUGAAUCUACUAACCCUAAACUUUCUCCUAAUCACAACCAUAACACCUUUAACCCUUAUAUUAAACCUGAGACUUACCUUAACAUUAGCAAGCAGUUCAUUAUCUACAGUUUGUUGAUUGUGGUAAACUAUGUCAGAAGAGGUGUGAGUAAUAAUUAGUAUUGGUAUUAUAAACAAUUAUUUCAGAGUUGUGACCUAUAUUCAAUAGAGAGAACAGUAGCCUUUCUAUCAACUUGUGACAGCAUCAACCCAACAGUGGUGUUAGUUAAAAAUGAAAAUGUUUAUAUUUCUCUAAGAUAAAAAUCUUGUCCCUCUAAGUUUUAACCAUGCCUCAGACAUUUGCAGACAUUACCUUAUAUCUAAAAUGUCUCCAAAAGGUAUGGUCUGCAACAAAGCCUCUACUUUUAUUUUCAACAACUGACUGAGAAAUCAUCUUGGUAAAACCUCAAUUGUAGUAAGAGUCGUGCCAUAAUGCUGAAGCGACAUCUGCCUGCAUUACCGAUGAAGUAUUUAAAACAAUCGAAAUGAUGCAACUUCCUCUCUAGCUAACUGAACUCAACAUAUAUACACACAACCCUGGGCUUAUAACACCAGGGGUUGUGUGGUGGAGCAUGGGGCUUAUAACACCAGGGCUGUAGAACAUGGGGCUUAUAACACCAGAGCUGUGGGGUAGAGCAUGGCUCUUAUAACACCUGGGUUGUGGGGUAGAGCAUGGGGCUUAUAACACCAGGGCUGUAGAACAUGGGGCUUAUAAUACCAGGGCUGUGGGGUAGAGCAUGGGGCUUAUAACACCAGGGCUGUAGAACAUGGGGUUUAUAACACCAGGGUUGUGUGGUGGAGCAUGGGGCUUAUAAUACCAGGGCUGUGGGGUAGAGCAUGGGGCUUAUAACACCAGGGCUGUAGAACAUGGGGUUUAUAACACCAGGGUUGUGUGGUGGAGCAUGGGGCUUAUAAUACCAGGGCUGUGGGGUAGAGCAUGGGGCUUAUAACACCAGGGCUGUAGAACAUGGGGUUUAUAACACCUGCGUUGUGGGGUAGAGCAUGGGGCUUAUAACACCAGGGCUGUAGAACAUGGGGUUUAUAACACCAGGGUUGCGUGGUGGAGCAUGGGGCUUAGAGAUUGGAGUCAAUCUGUGUAAGACUGUCUGCUUAAAUGUAAAUGUUCUCCACUCACAUGGCAGCAAAUCGCUUUACAUGGAUUGAUCUCAAAAGAGCUGUACAAUCAACAAUAUUUGUUAUUUUCUUGGUAAUCCUGCUUGUAGGAGCCCAAAUGAGAGCCUAAGAACUAAAUUGUUUAUUGAUGUUUAAGUGAUGUGUGUGUGUUUUUGUUACUACUUUUCCCUUUGAGUGUGUAUGGCCCCCUCUACAGGCACUGAGAGAACCAUUAAAAGAUCUACAGGCUCCAAGUGAUCCAGAAUGGAUUCAGUUCAUUUGCUACUGCUGAAUACUCUGGAAGACCUGGCCAAUGAUGAUCUGAAGAGAUUUCAGUGGUUUCUGAAACAGGACAUGGUGCAUGGAUUCCCUCCCAUCCCAAGGUCAAGGCUGGAGAAGGCUGACAGACUAGACACUGUGGAUGUCAUGGUGACGACCUAUGAUAGAGAUGGUGCUGUGAAGAUCACACUGGAGAUCCUGAAGAGAAUAAGUCAGAAUUAUCUGGCUGAGCAGUUAGAAAAUGAGAUCUUUCAAAAACACAGAUCUGAUCCAGAGGCAGAAGCAGCAAUAGAGGAUAAUCCUGGCAAGCUGGAUGACAAGCAGGAUAUAGAGAUUGAGGUGUUGCAACUGUUGAAGCGGUGCCAGCCUGAAGAUGCUCUGAGGAUCAUCAAGAAGGUCAAAAGGGAUCUGAACCUUGACGAGGUCAGAAAGUAUGGUGUGACCAGCAAGCCCCGAGGACUCUGUUUGAUCCUCAAUAACGUGGAAUUUAAAGAUAUAAAGCAUAUAGACGACAGAAAUGGAUCAAACAUCGAUGCUGGUAUUUCAACCACCAUGAAGGCUCUGGCCAGAUUAUUCAGCUGGUUGGGUUUCUGUGUGGUCAUGUGCAAAGACAAGAAGAAGAAGGAGAUGGAAGAAGUCCUGAAUAUCUUCUCUAAGCUGAAUCAGUUCCCUGAGCUGCAGCAGUGCGGUGUGAUGGAGUGGGCCGGCGAGCGCAGGAAGUUCAUUGAUCUAGACGGGCGUAUCCAACAUGGUGAUGUCUUCAUCUGCUGCGUUCUGAGUCACGGAGUAGACAGAGGAAUCUAUGGAACUGAUGGUCAGGUUCUGCCCACCAAUGACCUCCUUCUGCCCUUCACCCCCUCUAACUGCCCCGACCUAAAGGAGAAGCCAAAACUGUUCUUCAUCCAGGCGUGCAGAAUUGAUCCUGAGCAAAAUAACAUGAGGCAGGAGGAAGCACAACAGCUACGGCAACUAGAAAUAGAGAAUAAGAAAGCAAUAGCUGAAAUGAAAGCGAGAAAUAAGUCACUCCAGCCAGACAGUGUGGGUCCACGUAUAAGUUCAAAAGAGGUGCAGGAGGCCAGCAGAGAACCUCUGUACAGCAUCGACAAUGAUGCAGAUUUCCUCAUGGCCAUGGCCACGGUUGACAAGCGCAAAGCUUACAGAGACCCAGAGAAGGGGUCCUUGUUCAUCCAGUCUCUGUGCCUACAGCUGACACAGGGCUGUCCAAGGGGUGAUGACAUUUUGGGGAUCCUAACUCGGGUCAACAAUGAGGUGAGCAACAACAAAGAAAAGACACCACAAAUGCCAGAGGUCAAGUCCAGACUGAGGUCUUUGUUAGUGAUCCCUUUGCCAGUCUAAGUAACAACACCACCUCCAGUCCUGAACACCACGCCCACCAGGACUGAACACCACGACCACCAGGACUGAACACCACGACCACCAAGGACUGAACACCACCACCACCAAAUCUCUGCAGGCGACGAUCAACAUACAGUUCUGGUUAUGGAAAUGUAAUUGCCGGUCAAAAAUAAAUAGAGAACAUAAAAAUAAUAAUGCUAUUGACUUGGAAAUACUUGGAAAAUGUUUUGGAAAGCAGUUUUCCACAAGUGAAAUAAGCCUGUGGAUAAUUAAAUUAUUUAAACGUUA
Messenger RNA from Esox lucius (northern pike), 3110 nucleotides. RefSeq names its product caspase-8. Lineage: Eukaryota; Metazoa; Chordata; Actinopteri; Esociformes; Esocidae. The record is from RefSeq and is a predicted model, not a curated record. Gene Ontology annotation, molecular function: cysteine-type endopeptidase activity. The coding region runs from base 1452 to 2822 and encodes 456 amino acids. Gene Ontology annotation, biological process: proteolysis. The transcript is spliced from 6 exons.